AGGAUGCGACGUUAUGAUUGGCCAAAUGAUAGAGAGUCCCGCCUCUUUCAUGGGAUGGAUGGAAAUGAUUGGACGAGGGAGAGACAGAAAGGAAAAAGGGCAGGGCACAUCUGACAGCUGAUAGCCUGUGAUACUUAGUGUAUCAAAAAGCUCGAUUUAAUAUAUUAAACUUUCAUGAAUGAAGAGUUAAAAUAAUUAAAUCCAAAGUAAUUUCUUUAAACUCAGAUGCUUCAUCUUAAACGGAAUUUCUCGCUAGAAGUUGACUAUUGUGAAUACAAUACCCACAAUUCAACUGCAAAGUACAUACGUCAACGUAAGACGUCAUAGUCAAUACACGGAAGUGGAUGCUCAUGCAACCUGUAUUUCUUGUAAUCUACUUACAGUGAGGCACAGUUGGUUUUGUAAAAGGACGCACCUAAACACUACGUUGAUCCCUUUUCGCAUGCCAAGGUCUAAAUCUAUCGGGACUUACUGAUUUAUAUAAUUUGUCCGCUGCAAGAUAAUAAUAGAAGUUAAAUCAGGUGAAUGGGUGAAAGGGACCUAGGAUAGUUCUGCAUUUCCAUUCAUUCAUCAGUAAAUCCGCGUACUCUAUUUGUAUGGGCUAAGUCCAGUUCCGUCACAUACAGUCUUCAUCUCCCUCGAUUGCUCUGCAGACCUAGCUCAGUAUUAAUACUCAAAAUGAGGAUGAUCACCUUUUUAUUGGUUGGACUGACAGUCCAUGUGGUCUUCUUCAUCUCCAUCUUUGACAUCUACUUCACCUCUCCCCUGGUCCAUGGAAUGACACCCCAAGCCACUCCGCUGGUACCCCCCGCCUCCAGACUGGUGUUGUUGGUAGCCGACGGUCUCAGAGCAGACAGUCUCUACACACUUCUCCAAAAUGGGUCAUCCAGAGCGCCAUACUUGAGGAAAGUGAUUGAAGAGAGGGGUACCUGGGGUGUGUCGCACACACACGUUCCCACUGAGACUCGUCCCGGACAUGUCGCUCUCAUUGCGGGCUUCUACGAGGAUGUAAGCGCUGUUGCUAAAGGGUGGAAAGAGAAUCCAGUAGAGUUUGACUCUGUGUUUAAUGAGAGCAGACACAGCUGGUGCUGGGGCAGCCCUGAUAUUCUGCCCAUGUUUUCCAAAGGUGCCAGUGGAGACCAUAUGUAUACCCACACAUACCCCGCUGGAGAGGAGGACUUUGCCUCCACAGACGCCUCCAGGCUGGACACAUGGGUGUUCACACAAGUCAAAACGUUCUUUAAGUCAGCAAAGUCUAACUCCAGUCUGAAGGCCAGUCUCCUGAAGGAUAGGAAUGUCUUCUUCCUUCAUCUGCUGGGCAUUGAUACAAACGGACAUGCUCACAGACCAAUGUCCAAGGAGUACCUGGAUAACAUUGCUCUAGUAGACACUGGCGUCGCUGAAAUGGUGUCGAUAAUAGAAGAAUUCUUUGAUAAUGACGGCCGAACGGCUUACGUGUUCACCUCUGAUCAUGGCAUGACAAACUGGGGUUCACAUGGUGCAGGCCAUCCCUCUGAGACCCUCACCCCCUUGGUGGCAUGGGGGGCUGGAGUUAACAGCGCCCACAAAGUCACUGAGCCCCAACCAUACGAUGACGGGUACCUACAAGAGUGGAACCUGCAGCACACUCGUAGAGUUGACGUUAAUCAGGCAGACAUUGCGCCCCUAAUGGCCUCUCUCAUUGGCGUGCCUUUUCCUCUGAACUCUGUGGGUGUGUUACCUCUCCUUUACCUCAACAACAGUGACCAGUUCAAGGCAGAGAGCAUGUACACUAAUGCUAUUCAAAUACUAGAACAGUUCAAGGUGAAAAUGACCCAGAAAAAGGAGACGACCUUGUCUUUUCUCUUUACCCCAUACCAGCCUCUAACUGAGUCAAAACAAGCAGAGUUUACACACAAGGCCAGAAUACUGAUUCAGCUGGAGAAGUAUGAAGACGCUAUCUCUCUGUGCCAGUCUCUGAUAUCUCGCUCUCUAGAGGGCCUCGUCUACUACCACAACUACGACAGGUUCUUCCUGGGUUGCAGUGUGGUGUUUGGAUUUGUCGGCUGGACCUCAUAUGUUGUCCUGGUCAUACUGAAGACUCAUGCCAGUCUGGACAGAAAUCCCAGCCUCCUCAGACAGACUCCAAGCCAUAGUCUGGCGAGGCUGUGUAUGUGCGUGACAGUGGGGAUCACUGUGUUCCUGCUUAUCCAAAGGAGCCCCGUUACCUACUACAUUUACUGCCUUCUGCCUGUUCCUGUGUGGUACUCUGUCCUUAAAGAGAGUGGAACUCUAACAGAUCUGAUCCGCUCUGCUCCCUCUCUGCCCCUGUGGAAAUGUUUCUGCUAUUUUAUGCUGGUGGCGUUUGGAAUCGAGCUGCUGGUGGUGAGCUUCUUUCAUCGCGCCAUGCUGACAGUUGGCCUCGCUUCCCUCUCUCUCUGGCCGUUCGUGUCCGGUCUUUUUGGCAGAGCAAAGGUUCGUUCUCUGAGCUGGUCUCUGGGCUGCCUGUGUUUGGCUGCUUUCCCCCUGAUGCCUGUUGUGGGUAGAGAGCCUAACAUACAUCUGGUUACCUGCGCAGGUCUUCUCACUCUCUUCACCUCAGCCUGUUACCUCUGGUCCUCACGACAUAGGACACCGCUGCACCUCAGCGACAGGCCCCAGUUUGUCACGCAGAUGCUCCUCGUGGCAGUGUGUGCGUACGUGCCCUCGCUCACACACUCCAGCCUGCAGCAGAAACAGGGUCUGCCUCUUCUUAAUCAGAUCAUCAGCUGGACCACAUUAGCAUCUUCAUUGCUUGUUCCUUUGUUGAGCUCCACACGUAUUUUCCACCGCCUCCUCAGCAUAUUCCUGUCUCUCACAGCCACAUACCUGCUGCUUAGCACUGGGUCAGAGGCCUUGUUUCCCCCUGUGUUGUCUUGGUUGAUGUUUGUUUGGAUCAACAUUGAACAGGAAGCUAUGCUGGCUCAGGGUGUCUCUGGGAGACAAGAGCUGUCCACUAUUGAUUUCUCAGCAAACAUCGACAUCACUAAGAUGCGGCAGCUGAAGUUGGACGAUAUCAGAAGAUCUUAUUUUUUCGUAUUUUUUAUAAUAACUGCUUUCUUCGGCACAGGGAACAUAGCUUCUAUUAACAGUUUUGAUCCAGCGUCUGUUUAUUGCUUCCUCACGGUCUUCAAUCCCUUCAUCAUGGGAGGUCUGAUGAUGUGGAAGGUUAUUAUUCCUUUCAUCAUAGUAAUGUGCACGUUUGAGACCAUCCAAGUUGCAACACAGCUCUCAUCAAGAAGUUUAUUCCUCAUCGUCUUGGUUAUCUCCGACUUGAUGGCUCUGCACUUUUUCUUCCUGGUGCAGGACUAUGGCAGCUGGUUGGAUAUUGGCACCAGCAUCAGCCAUUAUGUCAUAGUGAUGUCAAUGACCAUCUUCCUGAUGUUACUCAGUGUGGUCACACACACCUUCACCUCAAAAAGACUCCUCCUGUGGAGAAGACCCAAGAUGCACUUCACCUGAGCAAACAUGCAUUGCUGUGAAAUGACUCUUUUGUAUUUAUUUGACUCUUUUUAUAUACAGUAUGUCUGAUAAAGCUUUUGCCUUAUGGAAUCCCUUUACUUAUUUAAUAUAUGGUAUAGGCUGGAAAUACUCGUUUCUGUUGUUUGGGGGAAUUCUCCUCUUAAAUGUCCUUUUAAAGCAGAAGUUUGAUGUAGUCUUCUCAGAAGAAUUUACAGUAUGACUAAGUGUGAAAAUUAAAUCAUGGACUAGGGUAGAAUAUAACUUGAAGUAAUCAUUUUCAUAAGAAAUGACUCAUCAGCUGUUUUCUUUCCUUUGUAUUAUUGUUUGGUUAUUUUUACGUUGUUGUCAUAAUGUGAUUGAAGGGAAUUAAUAACUUUUUAAUGAUUAAGAAUCAACUCAUGGUUAAACUGUAAUGACUUUCUCUUACCUCUUGGUAAACCCAUACUGACUUUCUCUUGCACUGCAGUCGUUUGAAUACUCCCUUGUUUGACUGACGUUGUUUUUUGUACAUUGAUUCAUUGAUGAAGUCAUAAAGUAUUUGAUAUUUUCCAAAAGUGCUGCUUCAUCAUCUAAAGAAUGUUAAUUUAUUGAAAUGCUGUUUCCUGUAAAGUUGCCUCCAAUGUAUCAUGUUGAGAUGGAGAAGGGAUGCUACUUUUAUUUAUCGUGUCUGUACUAAUUAAACUGAAAGAGUAAACUAGAAA
Labrus mixtus (cuckoo wrasse) is the source of this 4181-nucleotide messenger RNA. It is a transcript of the gene pign, whose product is annotated as phosphatidylinositol glycan anchor biosynthesis, class N. Gene Ontology annotation, cellular component: endoplasmic reticulum membrane. The coding region runs from base 679 to 3480 and encodes 933 amino acids. Lineage: Eukaryota; Metazoa; Chordata; Actinopteri; Labriformes; Labridae. Gene Ontology annotation, biological process: GPI anchor biosynthetic process. Gene Ontology annotation, molecular function: mannose-ethanolamine phosphotransferase activity. The record is from RefSeq and is a predicted model, not a curated record. The transcript is spliced from 29 exons.